Molecule: messenger RNA, 4261 nt
Organism: Ziziphus jujuba (common jujube)
Lineage: Eukaryota; Viridiplantae; Streptophyta; Magnoliopsida; Rosales; Rhamnaceae
Product: pentatricopeptide repeat-containing protein At5g61990, mitochondrial
Exons: 2
Coding region: 147-3227 (1026 amino acids)
Molecular function (GO): protein binding
Source: RefSeq, a predicted model, not a curated record
AAAUUCUAAUUCAACAGCGAGAGAGAGAGAGAGAGAGAGAGAGUCACUGAGUCAGUGUAUAGGCUUCCUUCUUUGUCUAUGCUUCAAAUUCAAAGUUAGGGUGUGUUUGAGUUAGCACAGCGUGCGCUCUCAUCGACAACGAAAAGAUGUGGAAACUCGUAGGCAGAGAUUCCCAUUUGCUAAAGCUCAGACCCCAAAAUGCUAUUUCCAUUCCCACAACUCUCUCUCUCACUUCCAUGUGUGGUUUCUGCACAUUGCGAACCCAGGAUUCAGUACAAGAAAUCACCAACAUUCUCAGACACAGCAACUGGAAAUUCCUGCUGGAUUCGUCCUCCGAUGUGCUCGAGACGCUCAACCCAGAUGUGAUCCGCUCCGUCAUCCGCCAUAACCGUGACGCUGAUGCCAAGCGCCUCCUCAGCUUCUUCCUUUGGUCCGAAGACAAAAUUGGUACUUCACGGGAUUUGGAUGCUUUUUCGCUUCUUGCCGUUUCGCUUUGCAAUUCCAAGUUUUAUGGUCCUGGCUCUGAUAUUAUAUGUCGUAUGAUUAGCAUUUAUAAAUCUCCGUUUGAUAUUUUGGGUUCCAUUGGUAGGUGUUAUAGGGAGUUUGAUGGGUCUAAUUCUUUGGUUUUUGAGAUGUUGAUUGAUAGUUAUAGGAAAAUGGGUUUGUUGGUUGAAGCCAUCGAUGUGUUUUUGGGUCUGAAAGAUUUUGAAUUUGUGCCCACUUUAUUGUUCUGUAAUUUAUUGCUGAGGGACUUGUUGAAGACUAAUAGGAUGGAAUUGUUCUGGAAGGUUUUUGAUAGAAUGUCUGAGAUGGAGAUGAACUUUGAUGUUUAUACUUACUCUAAUUUAAUCAAUGCACAUUUGAAGACCGGGAAUGUUGAUGAAGCGCAAAGGGUCCUCUUGGAAAUGGGUGAAAAGAAUUGCCAUCCAAAUGUGGUUACUUACAAUCUGGUUAUUAAUGGUUUGUGUAGAGCAAGGCGUGUUGAUGAGGCAGUCGAGAUAAAAAGGUCAAUGAUUGAGGAGGGUUUGGUCCCUGACAAUUAUACUUAUGCGACUCUUGUUAAUGGGUAUUGUAUGGAAAAGAGAUUGACUGAUGCAGAAUUGGUAUUUUCGGAAAUGAUUGAUGCUGGGAUGAAGCCUGAUGUAGUUGCCUACAGUUCUUUGAUUGACGGGCUUAUAAAACAAGGAAAUCUAGAUGAGGCUUUUAGAAUUAAGAAUAAAAUGAUGAAUCAUGGUAUAGAGAUAGGUCUGAUAGUACAUAACACGCUUCUUACUGGGGUUUGUAAGGCUGGUAAGAUGGGGAAGGCCAGAGAAAUCAUCAGUGAGAUGAUUCGGAUGGGCACCGAACCUGAUUCAAGAACUUAUAACAUAUUGAUUGAGGGAUAUUGUAGGGACCGAGAUAUGGUUAGCGCUUUUGAAAUGCUUGAUGAGAUGAAGAAGAGAUGUUUGCCACCCACUAUCUUUACUUACAGUCCGAUAAUCAAUGGGCUAUGUCUUUCCAGAAAUAUUGGUCAGGCCAAUGCUGCUUUUGGGGAAGUGGUAAUGCAGGGACUAAAGCCAAAUGCUGUUAUCUACACUAAUCUUAUUUUAGCUCAUGCAAAGGAAGGUAAACUUGAAGAAGCAAGAAGGAUUUUUGAUAGGAUGAGCAAACAAGGGAUUUUACCAGAUGUGUUUUGCUACAACUCUCUAAUAAUUGGUCUCUGCAAAGGCCAUAAGAUGGAAGCCGCAAGGGCCUACUUGGAUGACAUGUUGGAGAUAGGAUUAAAGCCAAAUGCAUAUACUUUUGGAGCUUUUGUGCAUGGACAUAGUAAAGCAGGGGAGAUGCAGAUGGCUGACAGGUAUUUCAAUGAGAUGCUAGCUUAUGGUUUGGUGCCUAAUGAUAUUAUUUACACUGACUUGAUUUAUGGUCACUGCAAAGAAGGCAACUUAACAGAAGCCUUCUCAGCAUUUAGAUGUAUGCUUUCACGUGGUAUUCUUCCAGAUAUUCAGACUUAUAGUGUUCUUAUCAAUGGGCUCUCAAGGAAUGGGAAAAUGCAAGAAGCUCUAGGGAUCUUCUUUGAACUUUGUGAGAACAGCUUGCUUCCUGAUGUUUUUACUUACAAUGCUCUCAUCAGUGGGUUCUGUAAACAAGGUGAUACAGAGAAGGCUAUCCAGUUUUAUGACGAGAUGUGCAUAAAGGGCAUAACUCCUAAUAUUGUGACUUACAAUAUUUUAAUUGAUGGGCUCUGCAAGGCAGGUGAUGUUGACAAAGCUAAGAACUUGUUUCAUGGAAUCGUAGAAAAUGGUUUGACCCCCAACAGUGUGACAUAUGCUACAAUGAUAGAUGGUUCUUGCAAAUCAGGAGAUCUAGCUGAGGCAUUCCAAUUAUUGGAUGAGAUGCUAUUGAAGGGUGUCCCACCAGAUAGUUUUGUCUACAAUGCCCUUCUUGAUGGGUGUUGCAAAGUAGGAAAAUUGGAGAAAGCUCAGGAACUACUUGAAGAUAUGUUGCAGAAUGGCUUUGCCUCAAGAAUGUCUUUCAACACAUUGAUUGAUGGGCUCUGCAAAAAUAAAAAGCUGCAAGAAGCUAAGCGCCUGUUGGAAGAAAUGUUAGAAAGGCAGAUCUUGCCAGACCAUGUAACCUACACAACACUAAUUAAUCAGAGUUGCAAGGCUCGAAAUAUGGAGGAAGCCAAACAGCUCUUUUUGGAGAUGCAGGCAAGAAAUGUUACUCCAACCACCAUAACUUAUACAUCACUUCUGCAGGGUUACAACAUAACAGGAAAUUUAUCUGAAGUUUUUGCUUUGUUUGAAGAGAUGCUGGCUAAGGGGAUUGAACCUGAUAAAGUUACCUAUUCUGUGAUUAUUGAUGCUCUCUGUAAAGAAGAGAACAUAAUGGAAGCACUGAAGUUGAGGGAUGAGAUGUUGAAAAAGGGUAUUCCACUGAACUUAGGCACUUAUGAAAGUCUAAUACAAGCCCUAUGUGAUAAAGAAGAAUUUUUAGAAGCAUUGAAGUUGCUUAAUGAAAUGGGAUAUGGUGGGUUCAAACCAAGUCUUGCUACAUGUAGCAUCAUAGCUUCUGGGUUCCAAAGAGCCGGGAAUAUGGAUAAAGCUGCAGAGGUUUUGGAGCGUGUGAUGUGGUUUGGAUGGGUUUCAGACUCCACUAGCCUCUCUGACUUAAUUGAUGGAAACCAAAAGGAUGCAAAUUCUGAAAAUUCUGACAAUCUUGUUUGCACUGCUGAAAGACUCUGAUAAUGUCACUUGUGUUGCCGGAAGCACUUUCCUAAUUAGCAGUGCCCAUGAACGUUGCUUCUCUGUUUUUCUGCUUCAUGACUGUGGUCCAUGUUCUUUGGACAAAUAAUUGCCCCAAGGAUAAAUGAAUAUACAGGUGUUUACCCUUCACUGCUAUAUUCCUGGUGAUUGUUGCUUCCAGUAUUCUGCACUGUUGACCGUUGAUGUUUCCAGCCGAGUGGCAAUUCUAAGGCUUGUAAGAUUUGUAUCAACUGCAUAAUUCAGGAGAUAUCUCUUUGAAAAAAGGGAAAUUCUCCCUGUCUAAUGUCCAUUAUGUGCCCCACUAAAGCUCUUGAAAUUUCAACCUACACCAGCUAUCCUGUUAGUUUUAUUGUGGACUGCCAGUGGAGAAUCUCAACAGUCAACUCAGGGAAGUCAAUUUCAAAAUACCUGGAUUGAAUGCUUAACAACACAUUUACAUUUGUUUGAGCAUGUUAGAGCUGAAUGCAGUCGCAAGCUUUGUGAGGGUAACUGUCAGAUAAUCAUAUGCCUCAAAUUGCAUAUUUGGCAAUUGUUGGUAACCCUUUCACCCCUCCAACUUCCAUCGCUUUCAAGGCACAUUUUCUGUGUGUUUGGUACAAGGAUGGGCAAUGAAGAAUGAAGAGUUGAUCCUUGAUUGGUGUAGAAGCGUGGUGGAAGGUCCCGUGGCCAUGCAAAAACUUUCCUUCCAAAAUUGGAAUGAUUGGACCCUUUCUCCGAUCAUAAAGCCCCCUGAUCCCUUCCUUUGUCUUUCAUCCCCCCUGAACAGAAUAAGUAAGGCCCCGUUCUUUCUAAUUCAAAAAUGAAAAUAGAGGCGAAGCGCCCAAGUGGCGAAGGCCCCAAAGCAAAGUAAUAUAUAGAUGUAGUUUGUAUUUCAUUCUUUUAUUCUGCCAUUUUAUAUCAAAAACCAUAAGCCUUGCAUGCUCUGUAUCCUUUCUGUAGUCAUUGUACGUACUAGAUUACUCUUGAAUUAUUGCUUAAAUUUCAAUUUGAUUCUUCAGCGUUUACAAGUAAUA